AUGCACCUCCAUCGCACCCUCACCGUCCUCGCCUUCUGCGCCCUCCCCACAAUCGCACUCCGCCUCCCAAUCCACCAUCAUCCUUCCUCGUCCUCAUCAACGGCGUUGGCAAAGAGAGGCUCUUCCCUGAGCCUCCACAACCUCGGUGACAGACACUACUACGCAGACAUCGAGCUCGGUGGCCAGAACUACACCGUCCUCAUCGACACUGGGAGUUCAGAUCUAUGGGUAGCAGGCACCGUCCCAAGGAGCACCGACACUGGCGUUAGCGGCGAACUCGCAUACGCCAAAGACACGGUCCAAGGUCCUAUCAAAACAGCAACCCUUCGUUUUGGGGACUAUAGCGUCAGAAACCAGGCCUUUUUGGAGAUUACACCAGACGAGAUUCAUCCCCAAGGCGAGGGUCUACUCGGCCUAGGUCCUUCCACAGGGUCCUUCAUCGCGCCCCUACUAGAUGGUCAUGAAGGCGAUCCACCGCUCUACCGCGUAUUUAAUCAAUCACUCUCAACUCCCAACUACUUCACCAUCCUCCUUGGCCGAGAGAAGGACCCAACAGAUCACUUUACCGGGAGCGUCACCAUCGGUGAAGUCCUCCCCGAAUAUCAAUCUAUCCUCAACGAAACCCGCCUGCGCUUCUCGAACCCGUCUCCCGAUACAGGGAGCGCCCACCAACUUCACCUCCAGGUGCUCUUGGACGCAGAUGGCAUAAUCGGUCCUGAUGGAGAACCUAUUCCUAUCCGAACUGAGGUUGCCCAGGCCGAGGACCCCGCGAGAGCGACCGUGGUGCUCGACAGCGGUUUCAGCUUACCCCAAGUCCCCAAAUAUGUCUCUGACGCCAUAUACAGUCGCUUCUCGGGCGCUGAGUAUGUGAUGGUUCAAAAUAUUGGCGGAAUAUGGAUCCUCCCAUGCACCGUCGAGGUCAACGUCACUGUCAAGUUUGCUGGCAAGGAGUAUCCCAUACACCCCCUUGAUAUGACUUUGGAGCCCGAGUUUUUAGGCUAUGACACUAUCAACAAUGCACGAGGCGAGAACAUGUGCCUUGGAACUUUCCAACCUUAUGUCUUCGAGCGCGGCGAUUUCCCUAGUUACGACAUGAUUUUCGGCAUGGCGUUUAUGCGGAACGUCUAUGCCCUCUUCGAUUAUGGCGAUUUUCUCUCCACAUCCACUUCCCAGCUCGCUGAACCCUACAUCCAACUCCUCUCCCUGACCGACCGGGAGGAAGCCCACUCCGAUUUCGUCACUGUACGGCUAAACGGGACUGAAAGACCAAAUAAGGGGUUGAGAGACGAUGACGACAAAGAUUCUGGCGGGAAUGGAGGGCCGACGAAGGGGCGGAUGCAUUCGGCCAUCGUGGCUGCAGUGGCUGUUAUCGGAGUGUUGUUGCUUGUUGCUGGAUUCUUUGUGUGGAGGGCGAGGAGGAAGGGCGGGAGGGUGUAG
Messenger RNA from Coprinopsis cinerea okayama7#130, 1437 nucleotides. RefSeq lists its product as hypothetical. NCBI's taxonomy places the organism in Eukaryota, Fungi, Basidiomycota, Agaricomycetes, Agaricales, Psathyrellaceae. The transcript has 7 exons. The coding region runs from base 1 to 1437 and encodes 478 amino acids. Gene Ontology annotation, biological process: proteolysis. The record is from RefSeq and is a predicted model, not a curated record. Gene Ontology annotation, molecular function: aspartic-type endopeptidase activity.